UGGAAAGAAAAGGCAAUCUAUAAUACUACAUGAACUCAUCCAACAUGAAAUAGAGAUAUUACUUUUGUAAAUGAAACAACGACUGGACACUUUUGUUUACGUGUCAUGGGAUUUAAAUAAAAAGCAGCUCCAUUUUGUAUGAAACACGUGCACAGGAGAACCAACCCAGUAGAGCCAUGAUGCGUUUUGUGUUUUGCUUCGUUGUCCUAGCGACUGUAGUUCAAAUCGCUCUGAGUGCAGUUGUCGGUCACGCCGCUGGUGGAGCCACCUCGCACGCUGCUGAGACAACACACCCUGGGCUGAGUCCACCACAUGGAGCAGGGGGUGUUCCGCAUGGAGCAGUAGGGGGUACACAUGGGGGACAAAUGCAAGAUCCAACGACUGGACAACCUCUCGUGCACGGCGGGAAACCUCCCGUACACAGCGGACAACCUACAAUGCACGGCGGACAACCUACAAUGCACGGCGGACAACCUACCACGCACGGUGGACAACCUACCAUGCACGGCGGACAACCUCCCGUACACGGCGGACAACCUACAAUGCACGGUGGACAACCAACAAUGCACGGCGGACAACCUACCAUGCAGGGUGGACAGCCUACAAUGCACGGCGGACAACCUCCCGUUAACGGUGGACAACCUACCAUGCACGGCGGACAACCUCCCGUUCACGGUGGACAACCUACCAUGCACGGCGGACAACCCCCCGUUCACGGCGGACAACCUACCAUGCACGGCGGACAACCUACCGUUCACGGCGGACAACCUACCAUGCACGGCGGACAACCUACCGUUCACGGCGGACAACCUACAACGCACGGCGGACAGCCUAUCAAACACGGCGGACAACUUCCCACACAUGGCGGAAAGAGGCCUACACACAUCAGACAUCGUCCCAUAAAGGGACGACUUCCCAUAUACGUGAGGCCAAGAAUUCCCCAACGGCCAGCGAACCCGUUCUUACAACUGUUGUACUGGAGAAUGCUGGGUACGCUGCUUGAACUCUGGUAGGGUCAGGUCAUUGGUGACGUUUCAACCAAAAACAGUAGAUCUGGGUCUCGUUCCACGGAACGAUCGAAGUACUAGUACCAUAGUAGUAAACAACUAGCUCUUUCCAACCGUAAAUUAUGUAGGUAUCCUGUUUCGACGUAGCUUAAAUGUUAUAUUCAUUGAAUUAUUUCUAGAAAUCAGUUGGAAUUUCAUCACAGAUCAUCAGCUAUAAUCAAUUUGAACCAAGCGAUGAAUUUUCGAUCGAUUAGAAUUAUAGGAACUCAAGAAUGAUUUGAAUUGUUAGAAUCAUGCAUCUGUUGUUGUGUGGUAGUCCUCUUUAACACGAAGCACCUGGCAACGAUCUGUCAUAAUGAUCUUUCGACUGUCUUGUGCUGAGAUACGAUGUUGAUGUUUCUUAGAUUACUAUUGGCUGUAAUGUACUUGGCCCCUUAAGAACAUUAUGGUAUUUUCAUCUGAAACUGUGUCUAGCUUGUAAUAAUUUCUACAUAGAUUCAUCUAGUGAUGAGAAAUAUAUUUCUGAGUGUAUAAUUCGUCCGGUAUCCAAGGGGCUGGAUUUAACUCUCCGUUGCCGAUCCAUUGUGAUUUUCCACGUCCCAUCUGGUACCCCACGACUGUUAUAUCAAAGGUCUUGGUAUGCGCUGUCCUGUCUUUUGGAAAGUGCAUAUGACAGAUCCCUAUCAGCUAAUGGAAAAAUGUAACGAGUUUCCUCAAAACACUACGUGUCAAAAUUACCAAUUGUUUGAUAUUCCAUAGCCGGUGAUUAACAAUUCAAUGUGCUCUAGUGGUAUCGUUAAACAAAACAAACUUUAAACUUGUAACUCUUCGUCUAGGAUCCCUUAACCCAGAAUCAUAUUGUAUUUACAGAUCUAUGAAUUUUAUAUGAAUUUUAUAAGCACGUGCUACACAUUGAUUUUAGAGGACUGUAUAAUUACACGUUACAAUGACAAUUUGCAAUACCUUCGAGACAAGUGCAAGCCAUGUAUAAAGAUGUCGGACGAAGUUACGUGAUGAUUUGAUAAAUGUCUUGUCGUUUACGAUCUUCAAACAAAAUAAUGGGAGAUAACUCCUGUGAAUUAUUCAUCGGUGAACUGAUAAAGUUACUGACGCAUUUCUAAUGCCAACAAACACAUACAAGAUGUUCCGAAGUGUUCGUAGUCAAGGCACUACUGUACUUUUUCCAAAGAAAGAUUUCAAGUUUUAGAAGGGUAUACUAUAGUUGCUUUUUGAAACGGUUGUACAGCUUGCUUGUUCCAGUUGUAAAUGUAUACAAUCAAUCUUAACUACGAUCAUUUCGUGGAACAUGGCCCAGACACUGACAGUAUUAUUUCUAAUUGCUUUAUAUCACAUUGAUAAUAUGUUUUAGAUAUUAAAUUAAAUUGACUGUC
Messenger RNA from Gigantopelta aegis, 2398 nucleotides. Its product is annotated as proline-rich protein 2-like. The transcript has 3 exons. Bases 177 to 1013 code for a protein of 278 amino acids. NCBI's taxonomy places the organism in Eukaryota, Metazoa, Mollusca, Gastropoda, Neomphalida, Peltospiridae. The record is from RefSeq and is a predicted model, not a curated record.